CCCUCUCUCACUGUGUCAGCAGGGGCUUUAUUUUGAAACCAGACACCGGAAGUCCUAUCAUUUCAUUUUGUCUUAAUUGACCACUUUGGCUGGUUUUUGUCGGCUGUGUCCACACAGGUGCGUCCUGGACGUUUGUGCGUAAUUUGCUGCUCCGGCACAAAAAAAAAAAAAUUAAAUGCGUGUUUAAAAAAACGCGUGAUGUUUUGGCAGAAAUUGCGCGUGUGCACCGCACACACACACACUGACAACCAACGCAACUGGGGCAUGCAUUCACUUUAACACAGCGGACCAACAAGCUGCUGUACUGGAGUCUGGAGCAGAUUCACGGGGGAUGAAACGACGUCUUGGUUUUCUGCACUAACGCUGGAUUACGCGCAGCUGCGGGACGUGCGUUUGGAUCUCCGGUUCGGGGGAAAGCAGAACGUCUCCCGUCUACCUGAUCUGCUGUGCCGGGCUGUGGAGGACUGAGGCUGCUACAGCUGCAAAGCUAAUCACCAUCAACCUCAUCGUCAUCAUCAACAUCAUCAUCUGCCACUUCAAACACGACAAGACCCAGGAGGACCGGAGGGGAGGGCUGCUUCUGCCGGAUCAAAGCCCCGACAGUCAUAAAGUACCUGUAGACGAUGACUCCAGCAGCAUGAGAUAACUCGAGGACCCCCACACUAACCGCUGAUUCGAGCUCUUUCAGUUUGGCGCUGAUGAAAAUGUUCCAGCGUGUCAUAGUUGACUGACAGUGCUGUUUGAGCUCCGGGACGUCGCCAAGCAGCUCAAAGCGCAGACAACCACAGGAAGGAGAUGGCACGUCCUGGAUCGGGGUUGCUGGUGCCCGUCAACGGGCUUGGGUACCCGCCUCAGAACCUGGCCAGGGUGGUGGUCUGGGAGUGGCUGAACGAGCACGGGCGCUGGAGGCCCUACACUGCAGCCGUUUGCCACCACAUUGAGAACGUACUGAAGGGGGACGCCCGGGGAAGCGUAGUCCUGGGGCAGGUGGACGGACAGCUCUCUCCUUACAUCAUCGACCUGCAGUCCAUGCACCAGUUCCGACAGGACACAGGCACCAUGAGACCGGUGCAGAGGAACUUCUACGAGCCGUCGUCCGCCCCGGGGAAAGGCGUUGUGUGGGAGUGGGAGAACGACAACGGCUCGUGGACGCCGUACGACAUGGAGAUCUGCGUCACCAUCCAGAACGCCUACGAGAAGCAGCACCCGUGGCUCGACCUGACCUCUCUGGGCUUCUGCUACCUCAUCGACUUCAACAGCAUGUCGCAGACCAACAGGCAGAGCCAGCGCAAGCGACGCCUGCGGAGACGCAUGGAUCUGGCCUACCCGCUGAUCAUGGGGUCCAUCCCCAAGUCGCAGUCCUGGCCCGUGGGAGCCAGCUCUGGGCAACCGUGCUCCUGCCAGCAGUGCAUCCUGGUCAACAGCACGCGAGCGGCCUCUAAUGCUAUUCUGGCCUCUCAGCGGCGUAAGCUGUACGGAGGGACAGUGGGCAACCCGGGUGCUCCAGGAUCUCUCACUGUGGUGCGGCAAAGCAACACCUUUGCUGGAACCUCCCUCUGGUCUCCGACAUCCGCCUCCUCCGGCACCAACAACAAUAACAUAAGUGUGGGAGGUGGGCAAGCCAAAGCUGAACAGGUGCAGUUGCCACUGUCCACUGCCAACUUCCCCUGUUCCCCCGUGAUGCCAUCUCUUUCAUCCGCCCAUGGCCACCACGCUCUCACCAUCAACGGACAGAACAACCUGAACCGGCCGGGCACCCAGCGCAUUUCCAUGCCCACUGCCAGAGGAGCCAUCCCACCAGGGGUUCCCGCUCUCCCAGUAAAGAACCUGACUGGAUCUGGACCCGUGCACCCAGCACUAGCAGGUAUGACAGGUAUCCUGAUGUGCGCUGCAGGUCUUCCGGUUUGUCUGACUCGGGCUCCCAAGCCCAUACUGCAUCCGCCACCCAUCAACAAGAGCGACAUGAAGCCUGUGCCGGGGAUCAACGGCAUGCGCCGCAAAACCAAGAAAAAGCACCUGAGGAGAGGAAAAAACCCAGAGGAUGUGGUGCGAAGAUACACAGAGAAGAUUAAAGUGGUGCCAGACGAGGACUGUACCAUCUGCAUGGAGAGGCUGGUCAUGUCGUCCGGCUAUGAAGGCGUCCUGCAGCACAAAGGCAUCAAGCCAGAGCUGGUGGGCAAACUUGGCAAGUGUGGGCACAUGUACCAUCUGCUGUGCCUGGUGGCCAUGUACAACAAUGGCAAUAAGGAUGGAAGUCUUCAGUGUCCAACAUGCAAAACCAUCUAUGGGGAGAAAACAGGCACGCAGCCUCCUGGGAAGAUGGAGUACCACGUCAUCCCUCACUGCCUGCCCGGCUACCCAGACUCCAAGAGCAUCCGCAUCGUCUACGACAUUCCUGCCGGGAUCCAGACCAAUGAGCACCCCAACCCGGGGAAGAAGUUCAGUGCACGAGGGUUCCCUCGACACUGCUACCUCCCUGACAACGAGAAAGGCAGGAAGGUCCUGAAGCUGCUGAUCAUGGCCUGGGACCGACGCCUCAUCUUCACCAUCGGCACGUCCAGCACCACGGGCGAGUCGGACACUGUGGUGUGGAACGAGAUUCACCACAAGACAGAAUUCGGCUCCAACCUGACCGGCCACGGCUACCCCGACCCCAACUACCUGGACAACGUCCUGACAGAGCUGUCGGCCCAGGGGGUCGGCGAGGACAACCUGAAGGACUGAUGUCCAGCUGAGCUGGUACACAGGAACACAAACCCCACCAUGCCUCGCCGUCCCCCAAAGAGAAUAGGCACACUGCAUGACGGGCCAACAUGCAGCCGAUAACUCUUUACUCCCCACAAAUAAAAAAACCCUGCAGACGUGGUGGCACGAGAGCGACGGAAGCUAAACAAAUGACGCGGUUAUGAUCAAUACUUUGAUUUGUAUAACCUAAGAUUCCCCCUGAUGUCUCUUGAUCCAUGCCUCGAGCAUGUUGUGUUCAUGCCAAAUUUUCUCAGAGGGUUGAAGAAGAAGGUGGAGGAAGUGACGUCGGUAGCUGCAGGUAGAUCUUAGAGUCAAACCGAAGCCGUUCCUCUGCACUUAGAGCAAAAACGACCAGGGGCCAAACCUAUACAAAGGCAUAUUAUGUAAAUGCUCCAGAAUGCAUGGCCCAGACUAACGCUGCAUCAUGAAUGUUGGGCAAUAGGUUGAGCUGUCCAUAGGUCGGCCGUCGCUUGAUAUUGUGAAGAGAAAUUUAAGAGAAUUUCAGCAUCCUUAAUUCAAAUCGAUUAUUCCCUUUUUUUAAAAAUUUUAAUAUUUGAUUAGUGUCCUGUAACAAGUGGUGAAACUUUUCCCACUCCUGAUCUUGGGUCUGUGGUUCUGUAAAAUGAAAGCGUGUCCUGUAGUGCAUGACUCCAGAGAGCUGACGGCUGUGAAAUAUUAGUGUUUGGUGAUAUGUUGUAUGGUUAACCUUGUAGACCGUCUAUGAGAGGAGACAUGGAGCAGAUGAAACGAACGCAUCUCACCGGUCAGUUUGAUGCUCGGCUGCGAGGCCGAGGUUGUGAAUCGGGGGGUUCUGCUACGCUCCAAGGUUAAACUCAUUUGUUUUGUUGACACACUUAUGACGCUGACCUCUGUGAAUAUAAAGCCUGCAUUAUUCUUCUCCCUGUUGGAGCUAAACCCAGCCGUCAGCACGAUCCAUCAUGCCGACCAUACAUGAGGUUGUAAGUGUGCGAUCGCAUGCCCUGAGGCGUUAAUAUCCCCCCGGCUUGGAGUCCUUGAGGAGAAACGCUGAACACGGCUCCUCACAGAUAGACGUCCCUCUUUGGGAACAGUGUUUUCCUUGGAGAUGCAUCUCCUCGUCUCUGGUGAGCUCGUUUUGCUGUUUGCCGCUUGGAUAGCGAGCAGUGAGACAUCUUAUUCCCCGUGUGAGUAGCUGGGGUCGAUCCUGAUGUUUGGUUUCCUCCAUGCAAACGUUGGUUUGGGAUGUCGUCGGCUGGGAGCUGAAGACUUUUUGAGGGUCCUCGAUGGAGAUCUUGUGAUUUUUUCUUUCCUCUGAGAUAAAAACCCAGUGCUGCAUAAUUCUCCAUAAAUAUAUCUGAUCAAUUUUAAUGAGCGUGGGAUGUUGGUUGAUGUAAGGUUUGUCGUGUGGGCGCCCAGCUGUGAGCUUAAUUCUUGGAGUGAAUCAUAGUCUUCCAUAGCACUUUGAGGCAACAGUUUUGUUUAAUCGGUUGUUUGAAAAAAUUGCAACUUUGUCUUUUUUAAGUUGUUGUUUAUAAACUGGCUUGCGAUACUUUGAAAAAAAAAAAAUAUAUAUAUAUAUAAUAUACAUUUGCAGAUGUGAUAUACCUUUAAAUUCAAGCUCAAUUUGAGUCGAUGGUGUAAGUUUAAUUUAUUUUUAUACUCUUCUAUAUAGAAAAUAUAAAGAUAUCGACUGGCCCACAUAUCUAUACGCAGGCACAUGUUAACAUGAAUACAUAAAAUCUGGCAAAGAUGAAGUUGUCAGGAUGUCAGGGACUGUUGAAAUAUGUACGACAUGUUAUGGACGUCUUAUAUUACAAGUAGUCUUAGCGUAUGCUGCUGUCGUUACCUUAAUGUAGAAUCUGUGUAGUCGAUCCCGCGUGGGACUCCCGAUAAAUACAGUUAGUGUGUCUUUAUUAUUGGUGGGGGAGCUUUAGCAGCAUGAAGAUGACCGUUCCCUUCCUCCCCCCUUUCGAAAUGGGCUGUUUCUCUUUUUCUACUUGUCCAGGACAUGGGAAUGGAUGCAGUCAGCGAUCUUUGCUCGGUUUGAAGAUGAAGACGGCGCCUGGGUCGAACAGAAGCUGCAAAUAAUUCUCAGGUUUGUUUCAGCUAAGCGGAGGAACAGAUCAGUGGGGUUUGACCUCAGUCAGUCGUCAAUCUGAGUCCACUGAAAUCUUUUUUUUUUAAAGGCCGUGUCAACAACUGUGUCUUUACAUGAACGCAAUUCAGGAUUUUUGAAAUUCUGACCAUUGACUGUAUAUAAAUACGGAUGACAUAACAGCAGAGGUUUGUUUUAAUUCGUUAUUUGAUGUUAGAAAAGUCAUGAUUAAGUUGAUUGGAUGUACCGUGAUCACUACGGCUCAGUCUGUGGCUCCAAAGAUGGUUUGACUUCAUCUUCAGUCAGAGGAAGUAAAGACAUGUUGUCAAUCUUUAAUAAUUCUGACAGAAUUUGACCUUACGUUAGUCCGACCUGUGCUGCUUCGCCUCUAAAACAGCCAGUUAAUGUACCAAAGCAUGUCCGAGUACUUCAUGUCUUAGAGAAAUGCUUCAGAUUUUAAAGUUUUCACGGCCUUGUGUAUUCUGUGUUAAACUCCGCUGGCUAAAACAAACCCAGGCUGUUGACCCAGGCGUCGACCCAGUCGUCAUUCGUUCGGCCUGUUUCCAUCUCAACAAACUUUUGUGACUCCCUUUAUAAUACGGGGGGACAGCGAGAGAGAGAAUGCUUCCAACCUAUCAGGGAAUUUUUUCCACGUCAAGUGAAGUUUCAUCAACCCCAAGAGAAAUCCAAAUAUUUGCUUCUUCGACUUUUUCCUUUUUCCGUGUGUCGGCCUUGUGGUUCUGAACGUGAUGCAGGCCCUUUAGACUUUUCAGGUGUGUACAGACUUCUAUGGGAACGGCGAAUAAGAAAAACAUGGGUUGGUAUUUGUCUGAUUAAGAAAGAGAGAGAGAGAGAGAUGGUGUUUAUGCAAUUUACUAUUUUUAAGAUGUAAUACAUGAUUUAUGUGUAGCAAGAAGGCUGAUUUUCUUUCUCUGUUUUAAUGACGGUGGAUGUUUUCUUUGUGGGGUGUCUACCUCCAGCUCCACGACCAGAGGACGCUCACAUGCUAUGUAUUAGAAAACAUAUAUUUUUGAUGUCUUCUUUUUGAAUGAUGAUUGUCUCUAAAAGAACUAUUACAUGAACAUUGCUCUAUUACUCUUAUGAAGAUUCAUUCCAUACAUAUUUUCCACUCGAUUAUAAGCGAUAAUGUCCUGACGUGUGUGAGGUAUUUACAGUUGUACUUCACUCCCUCUAAAAUAAUACCUUAACAUUUCGUGUUGUGUGUUUGUAUCUGUGUGUGCGAGUGUGUGUGUGUGGAUGUUGAGUCUAGUAAACGAAUCUUCGGUUCAUGUCCUUUAAAAGAUACAGUAAUGUUCUCCUAGAGGUGCAUGUUAACCAAACUGUGAGCAAGUUUAUUGACAAUGCAUAGCUUUUUUUGGCGUAUAAAGACAUCACAGCUUCUUUAGAGAUAUCACCCAGGUCUUCUGGUGAUUUAGCACUGUGGUUUUUGCAUCUUACUCCAGUUAGUUAGAGAGAUUUUCAUUUCCUCUUGUCAGGUUUUGAUUUCCACGGACCGAGGACGAGGCGGCGUUUGGCUGCUCUCCUCGCUCUUUUCGACGACGAGUGAAACAUUUGAAUGUUUUGCAUUUUUUAAGUGCCCGUUUUAAUUUUUCAAAAUCAUGAUUUCUGUGGUUUGAUUUCUCCUCGGCAGUGUCGACAUAUUUAAAAGAAAUAAAAAAUAAAAUAGAGAGAAACUAAAAGCAAGAUAUCGAGAGACAUUGAUCAAACUAUUAAAGGGCUUCUUAAUCUAUCGGUCUUUAUGGAAUUGUGAUGACCUUGUUGCAUGUUUGUGUGUUUCUCGUGGAAAAAUAAAUGUGCCCUCGACGGGGGGGUAGUUUGACCUUU
Larimichthys crocea (large yellow croaker) is the source of this 6664-nucleotide messenger RNA. It is a transcript of the gene dtx1, whose product is annotated as deltex 1, E3 ubiquitin ligase. The transcript has 10 exons. The record is from RefSeq and is a predicted model, not a curated record. NCBI's taxonomy places the organism in Eukaryota, Metazoa, Chordata, Actinopteri, Sciaenidae. Gene Ontology annotation, biological process: protein ubiquitination; Notch signaling pathway. The coding region runs from base 796 to 2724 and encodes 642 amino acids. Gene Ontology annotation, molecular function: zinc ion binding.